Spea bombifrons (plains spadefoot toad) is the source of this 2434-nucleotide messenger RNA. RefSeq names its product organic solute transporter subunit alpha-like. The record is from RefSeq and is a predicted model, not a curated record. Gene Ontology annotation, biological process: bile acid and bile salt transport. The transcript is spliced from 8 exons. The coding region runs from base 359 to 1369 and encodes 336 amino acids. NCBI's taxonomy places the organism in Eukaryota, Metazoa, Chordata, Amphibia, Anura, Pelobatidae. Gene Ontology annotation, molecular function: transporter activity. Gene Ontology annotation, cellular component: plasma membrane; endoplasmic reticulum membrane.
GUCUACAGUUCAACUCGUCUUGAGUUCUUCUGGGCACUUGGAUAACUGAUUUACAACCUGCUUUUAUAUCCUUUGGUUGAUGUUUACCUGGACAUGCCCUGGAUUUAAGACGCAUGCAGCAGAUUAUAAGAAGUGUUGAACAGCAAUAACCAGAUCUAGAGCAAGUUUAAAAAAAAGUUUUAUUUAUUUUUGGCCUGGAAGAUUUCCUUACAGUUCCAGACAUUUUUUUCCCCUGAGGGGGCUAAGGGAAAUCAGAGUUGGUUUGCCCUGCCUUUUAAUAAAGAACUUUGGAGCAGCAGUAAGAGCUGGGAAUAGACACAGGGAACAGAGAGAGAAAAACCUGGAAAGAAAAGGAAAAAUGGAUGUGACACCAAAUGGAACUAACCAAGUCAACCCCAUCUGUAGAAACAGACAAGCUCCCUACUCUUAUGAGAUCAUCCAGAAUCUUGACACUACGGGGAUACUGCUGUUUGCUCUUUUAACACUGAUGACAGUAUUUGCCUUUCUGGUGUUCUUAGAAGAAUCCUAUUACAUGUAUAGGAAAAUUUCAGGCCCCAAAAAGUCCAUAAUGAUUUGGAUAAAUGCAGGAGCUCCGAUCAUAGCAAUAACUUCUUGUGUUGGAAUGUGGAUUCCUCGUAGUACAAUGUUUACUGACUUCACAGCAUCUGUGUUUCUUGCUGUGUUCAUACACAAAUUUCAGCAGAUGCUGGUAAGCGAAUGUGGAGGCAAAAAAGAAUUCCUCAAGAAGUUUGGAGAUAAGAAGCUACAGAUUAGCACGGGUCCGUUUUGCUGCUGCUGUGUAUGUCUGCCGCAGAAAGACAUCAACAGUCGUACUUUAUUGAUCCUGAAGCUAGGGACCUUUCAAUUUGCUUUCCUGCGGCCCGUUCUUAUGUUUCUGUCUGUAGUUCUCUGGACCAAUGGAACGUACAUCCUAGGCAGCUCGUCAGUGGAUGGCGCCACAAUGUGGAUUAACCUUACCCUCGCUAUCAUCACAAUCACAGCACUUUGGGCAGUGGGAAUUAUGUUUAAUCUGGUCAGGCCUACUUUAACAGACAAGAAUAUAAUUCCCAAGUUUGCAGUGUACCAGUUUAUAGUCAUUCUGAGUCAGCUCCAGACAUCCAUUAUGAAUAUACUUGCAACUGUUGGGGUAAUCUCCUGUGUCCCACCACUUCCAGGCCCAUCUAGAGCUUCAUACAUGAACCAACAGCUUCUUAUAAUGGAAAUGUUCCUCACUACAAUGCUGUGCCGAAUGCUCUACCGGCGAAAAUAUGAUACACCGGCAACUGACGAAGAAAUUAAAGAUAAUGUACAAAACAGUACAUUGGAUUUAAACGGCAAAGCUUUGGAAGAAAAACUACAAUAUGUUUAGAGAGUGUUGGCCAAAAUGAAAUUCUCUGAGGAACAUUCUGUGUAAAUGUAUCAGCAAGUGAUGUCUUAACAUGUACAUUAAUGUGGGCCUUUAACUUUUUAUUUCAUAAGCCUAAUACGGAAUUAUAAAUGAACAUCAUUGUAAAUAAAAAAAAAAAACAUUUUGCUUAUACAUAGCCAGUUUUCCACCUUUUUAAAAAUGUUGGGGGGGGAGCAUUGAGUGACACCAGAGUUCCUGUGUCUUGGGCUGUGUGUUAUUCAAAUCUUACCAUGAAUGUUCACGGAUACAAAUACAUGUUGGGAGCCAUUGAGCGACACCAGAAUUUUUGUACUUUGUGUGUGAGGUAUGCAAGACAAAUCUUGUAAAAGAAGGUCUGUGGGAUUUCUGGUACUAGGUCACUGUCUGAAUGGUUAGCAAAUAUCAAUUUAUAAAAAUUUUAUCUUGUCUUUACUAUUGCAAAUAACCAGUCUCUCCACACCCAGAAACAGAUAUUUAAAACAGCUGUUUGUUUAUAGCAAUUUUCACAUUAAAUCAUAAUCUUAGCAGAAUACAGUAAAUUACUGAUAAGCUUUUUAAUAUGCAUCACAUACGGUAAUUUUCUUUAAAUUUAUAAUUGAUACUCAAUGUAGAUUGGCUAAUUAAAUCAUCCCAUAUACAGAUAUAUUGUGCCUAUAAUGGAACCACGUUCAUAUUUAUUGUUGAUUAUGACCAGUAAUUAGUUAAAUUAAGAAUGUGAACAUGUAUUUAUAUUUCAUAAAACUCUAAUGUAACAUUUAUUUUUAAGCCACUUUCAGACAAAUGAUCAAUCGCGUUGAAUAGUAUUAUUGUCUAUUUGAACUAAAGAUCCAUUCAUAUGAAGAACUGAAAUUGUUCUGAUAGGCUAAAAGCCUAAAGUCAUUUUCAAUAAUUAAAUGAUAUUUAUAGUAUCCCUUUAGUGUUGAGAAGGGUCAUUGUGUCUUGACAUGGGUUUAUGAAUAACCUAUUUUACUUUAUACUUGGGGUCAGCAGCAACUUGUACAAUAAAGAAGCCUAAUAAACUGCUAUUAUUAACUUAUUGCUUUGAAA